UCCUUUCGGGGAAACUUCGGAUCUGUUCGGCUCCACGUUCGGGUGUUUCCGUAACAGGCCAACAGCCGUUGUCAAGGGCAACGCUAAGCAUCUGGCUGUGUCGGAAUUGAGGCCCGAUAGGCCUCUGUUUCUCUCUCGGGCUAAGGUGGCGCUGGUAAGGGCAAACUCGGGAGUCGAGAUGCGGGACGAAGACGGGAUUUCAACUUGCCCUCGCUUCUUUCGAUAAACCUACUCGAGGGUGCUGCUGCCAGACCCAAGCAGGAAUUCAACAGAUGGAGGACAGGGAGGUGUGUGUGUGUGUGGACACUAGUCUACUGUAAAAAGGUUUACUUGGAAGAAAAUUGCACUGAAUUCUUAUUCCCAAGUAUUUACCAUGGCUGUAUACAUUGAUCAUCGAAUAGAAGCCCUCGAGUCCCGUGGACCCCAUUCUCACAUAGCUUGGCACCAUCUUCAGCCAUUUUUGGCUGUUGCAUCCGUUAAUCCAAACUCUGGGGGCAGUGUGGAUAUUUUUCUAGAACAGGGAGAGUAUGUGUGUGAUGCACACUUGGAAAGAAGUUUCCGGGCCACGUGCCUCAGUUGGCACCCAUCCAAACUGAUACUGGCAGUUGGCUGUGAGAUGGGAGACGUGGUAGUGGUGAACAAGCAAGACAAAGAACAUCAUGCAGUACCAUCCAACCAUAAUGCUGACAUCACAGUCCUGAGCUGGAGUACUAACGGCACCCGUCUAGUUUCUGGUGACAAACUUGGUGUCCUUGUGUUAUGGAGGAUGGACCAGCGGGGCAGAGUUCAAGGCCCACCUCUGCUUAAACAUGAGUAUGGAAAGCAUCUCAAUUACUGCAUCUUCCGGCCACCCCCUCCUGGCGAGGACUUGGUACAGCUAGCAAAAGCUGCAGUGAGUGGUGAUGAGAAGGCCCUGGACAUGUUUAACUGGAGGAAAUCUGGGAUGGGAAUGCCUUUGAAAAUGGGACCACAGGAAGGGCUGUCCUUUUUUGUCAGUGGGACAGAUGGAACUGUGCAUUAUGUGAAUGAGAGAGGGAAAACAAGCCAGACAUUGACCACAGAGAGUUCCGUCCACAAGCUGCUGUUCAUGGAAAAGGAUAUUUUGGUAGUAAUCACAGAAACUCUCCUCUUAUCUCUUCACAAAAUUUCUGUUGAAGGAGAAGCAGAGGAAGUCUUGAAGGUGAAACUGAGUGGAAAGAUGAGUCAUCCUGCUGAUAUCAUUUUGAUUGACCGUAGCCUUCUUAUAGCUGCAACAGGUGAACCAGUUCUCAGGUUCUGGGACUUGGAGAAAGGUGAGAACUAUGUGCUGUAUCUGGACGAGCAGCUUGGGUAUGAAACAGGAGAGUGCCUCAACUGUGUCUCCUAUUGCAAUGCUAAAGGCCUCCUAUCAGCUGGUACCGACAGAGGGAAAAUAGCUAUGUGGAGAAAGGUGUCAUUCUCCGGCCAAAGCCCAUGGACUCUAGAAGGCAAGGACAGAUGGAAGCUUCAGGCACCUACGGAGCUUGAGGGGAAUAUAAUUCAAAUAAAGUGGGGAUCCAAGAAGAAUUUGUUGGCUGUUAACACAACCACCUCUGUGGCAAUCCUUAGUGAACAGGCAAUGUCUUCACACUUUCACCAACAAGUGGCGGUGGUGCAAGUUUCGCCAAACCUGUUCAGCAUCACCUCCUUCAGUUCAGGAGGGACAGACAACCUCCGCGUUGACAUGCACGUGAAUGGCGUUUUUGCCACCAAGGAUGCUGUAGCAUUCUGGAACGGAAAGCAAGUUGCUAUCUUUGAACUCUCAGGUGCCACUUUACGAAAUUCAGGUUCUUUCUCCUGUGAUUCCCCCGUGUUGGCUAUGCAUGAAGAAAACCUUUACACAGUUGAGCCAAAUCGUGUUCAGGUUCGCACCUGGCAGGGUACUGUUAAGCAGCUGCUGGUGUUCUCUGAAUCUGAAGGGAAUCCGUGCUUCCUGGAUGUCUGUGGGAAUUUCUUGACGGUGGGAACAGACUUGGCUCAUUUUAAAAUCUUCGAUCUUUCUCGCAGGGAGGCAAAAGUACACUCCAGUAGCAAGGCCCUGGCUGAUCUGGUUCCAGGCGCCAGUGGGAUUGCAUCUGUAAAGUGUAAUGCAAGUGGCAACAAAGUUAGCAUCCUCAUCAACAAGGCUGAUGGGAGUCUUGACUCCAAGAUUUGUUUCUAUGACAUUGAAAUGGACAUAGUCACCCUGUUUGAUUUCCAAUCCGGCAAACAAAAGGAUGCCAGGGAGAUGCUGUCCAUUGGACAGGAGGCUGAAGGGAGAAACACUUCUGAGUAUCCAGAACUGGGUGACCGCAUCCCUGCUAGUCACUUCUGGGAUCAAAGUGAACCAAGGCUUUUUGUAUGCGAAACAGUUCUAGACCCAAGUCAACAGUCGCUGGAUAAGAAGCAGCAAACAACAGAAGACUUGAUGGAUGUUUUGAUUAUAUCCUUCUUCAGUACUGAAGAGCAUGGACUUUUGCUCCAUGACAAUUUUCCGUUGCCAUCAGCCUACCGGUCUCUUUUGGGCAUGGAGGUGCCACAUUAUUACUUUGCCAAAAAGUUGUUGUUUUGGAGAGGAUCUGUCCAUAAACCUUAUCCAGAAGUUGAGAAAAAAGACGAGGAAGAGCCUAGUGGGGUCACACUCUAUCAGAUGGUAGCCAGAAGGCCAAUGCGGGACUUCAUUGGGUUGGAAGAGUGUGACAAGGCCACACGCGAUGCUAUGCUUAACUUCAGCUUCUAUCUCACCAUUGGGGAUAUGGAUGAGGCUUUUAAAUCUAUCAAGCUCAUUAAAAGUGAAGCCGUCUGGGAGAACAUGGCCCGCAUGUGUGUGAAGACGCAGAGGCUGGAUGUUGCCAGAGUUUGCCUGGGGAACAUGGGUCACGCUCGAGGAGCCAAGGCGUUACGGGAGGCUGAGCAGGAGCCAGAGCAGGAAGCCAGGGUGGCCAUGUUGGCAAUUCAGUUGGGCAUGCUGGAAGAUGCUGAGCAUUUGUACAAACAGUGCAAGCGUUACGACCUUCUGAACAAAUUCUACCAGGCCUCAGACCAGUGGGAGCAAGCUAUAGAAGUAGCUGAGGCUCAUGACCGCGUCCACCUGCGCACCACCUACUACAAUUACGCAAAGCAUUUGGAAGCCACAGGCGAGCGCAAUCUUGCACUCACCUACUACGAGAAGUCAGACACACACAAGUUUGAGGUACCUCGAAUGCUUUCAGAAGACCUGCAGGCCUUGGAGUCUUAUGUCAACAAGAUGAAAGACAAGGGCUUGUGGAAGUGGUGGGCCCAGUACCUGGAAGGCCAGGCAGACAUGGAGGCGGCUUUGAAAUAUUACGAACUGGCUCAGGAUUACUUUUCCAUGGUCCGUAUUCACUGUUUCCUGGGUAACACCCAGAAGGCAGCUGAAAUAGCAAACGCAACAGGGAACUGGGCCGCUUCGUAUCACGUCGCCCGUCAUUAUGAGAGUAAUGAUGACAUCAAUCAGGCUGUGCACUUCUACACCAGAGCUCAAGCAUUUAACAACGCCAUUCGACUGUGCAAGGAGAACAAUCUGGACGACCAGCUGAUGAACCUGGCUCUUCUCAGUUCACCAGAAGACAUGAUAGAAGCAGCCCGCUAUUACGAAGGGAAGGGGGAACAAAUGGACAGGGCAGUGAUGCUGUACCACAAGGCAGGGCACUUGUCCAAGGCUCUGGAAUUGGCCUUUGCCACCCAACAGUUUGCAGCCCUUCAGCUCAUUGCUGACGAUUUGGAUGAGAAGUCUGACCCAGCCCUCCUGGCUCGUUGUUCUGACUUCUUCAUUGAGCACACCCAGUACCAGAAGGCGGUUGAACUCUUGCUAGCUGCCAAAAAGUACCAUGAUGCUCUGCAGCUUUGCCUGACACAGAACCUGACCAUCACCGAGGAGAUGGCCGAGAAGAUGACCAUUUCGAAGGACUCCAAGGAGCUCUCGGAGGACUCCCGUCGGCAGCUCCUGGAGCAAAUUGCUGAUUGCUGCAUGCGGCAGGGCAACUAUCACAUGGCCACUAAGAAGUACACUCAAGCGGGAAACAAGCUCAAGGCAAUGAGAGCCUUGCUCAAGUCAGGAGAUACAGAGAAGAUUGUGUUCUUUGCCGGAGUCUCAAGACAGAGAGAGAUUUACAUAAUGGCUGCCAACUAUCUCCAGUCCCUGGACUGGCGCAAGGACCCAGAGAUCAUGAAGAACAUCAUCAGCUUCUACACCAAAGGGAGGGCUCUCGACCUCUUAGCUGGCUUUUACGAUGCUUGUGCUCAGGUAGAGGUGGAUGAGUACCAGAACUAUGAGAAGGCACUGGGAGCCUUGACGGAGGCAUAUAAAUGCCUGUCAAAGGCAAAGACACGGAGCCCUGUCGAGCAAGAGAGCAAACUUGCACUCUUACACAGCAAGAUGGCACUGGUGAAGAGAUUUAUUCAGGCCCGGAGGCUUUAUUCAGAGGACCCCAAGGAGGCAGCAAGGCAAUGUGAGUUGCUCUUGGGUGAGCCAGACCUCGAUAAUGCCAUCCGCCUAGGGGAUGUCCUAGGUUUCCUAGUAGAGCAUCACCUACAGGUGCAAGAAUUUCAGAUGGCCUAUCGCUACCUAGAGGAAUUGCGGGGGAAAAUUCCCUGUGUAAACCUCAAUUACUAUGUGAGCCAACAGACUGUGGAGGCAGUUCACAGAGGCCUGGGCAUUCCUCUGAGCCGAAACCCUGCCCCAGAGAGAGUUCGCCACAACAGCAUAGAGGACAAAGGUGUGGAAGAGGAAGUGGCAGAUGAAGUGGAGGCUUCCUAACUGAAGUCCCAGCUGGGACUCUGUCAGAUGCAUCCUUUGCCAUCUUGAUACUUCUGGUGGGAAUGGAAUAAAGAGAACAAACUCAUUCCCUCACUCGACUGGGCUCCCCAGCCUUGACCACAGAGGUGCCCACCUAGAUGCUCACAGGAACUCACGUGUCUGUGUGGAAGCGCAGGGUCCAGACAAAGUCGAGCAGUGCCUUCCCCAUUGCAGCCGCAACCUGGAGGAGACACAAACACACAAAUCAGGAUCUGUGGAAGAUGCGUUACAUGGAAAGCCUCAGGCAGGGAUGGCCUGAGACGUUUUGCUUUCUGAGGCGGAAAAUCCAACUGGUAAAAACAAUAAACUAAGGCUGCAAUGUCGUGGUCACUUUCCUUGGAGUAAGCGCCACUUAACACAGUGGGACAUUUGCUUCUGAGUUAACAUGUGUAGAACUGCACUGUAAAGCACUGACAAUUUGCUGCCCUUUACUAGUACUGCAGUCUGUUGCCCAAGGUGAGCUGCCUCUACUCUCCCUAAUGGAAGGCCUUCCCUGGCUUCAGGCAUUAGCCACCAAUGAACAAAAACAUUGGCUCAACCACAACAGAAGGCACUACUAACUCAACAAGCUGAGGAUGAACUCCAGAAGGUGAAGGAGGCAAAAACACGUAUGUGACAAAAACUUGGCAUGUAUCGAUUUAAGAAACAUAAGCAUCCAUUUUAAACUAGCGAGCAUAACAUUUAAAGAUUAAAUAAAUAAUAUGCAUUUUCCCAGAUGUCAAAUUGCAUUUUAUUUUAUUUUGGGGGGAUAUUUAUAUCUCUCUUGAAUGAAUGAUCAAACUGGCUUGCAUGGCCAAGGAAUAUGGAAUUAUUUAUCACCAAGUGACCCAAUCAAGAAUAAAAGAGUCCGUCUUGGGAGGCUUUCAGGUAUGUCAGUGCCUAACAAGGGGGGAAGGGAACAGUGACUGAGAGCUGUGUUGAGAGCAAAAGAAACACCCACCCCGGACGUUAGAACUGCUGGCUCUUGCUGCUGUGCUGAAACCUGGGAGCUUAUGUGGAAUCCAGACAGCACCUGGUCUUUCGAGAUGGGGUAGAGAAGCUACAGCCCUCCAGAUGUUGUUGCACUCCAACUUCCAUCUGCCCCAGUCAGCAUGGCCAAGAGUCAGGGAAGAUGGGAACUGUAAUCCAGUAACAUCUGGAGGACCACAGAUUUCCCCAACCUGGAAAGAAGGAAGCACAUUCCCAGGACCAGUGGCUGCAGAGAAGAGCAUGGGCAAAGGCGCUGCAGGGCCUCUGCUAAUUCAGAGCACAAAGCAGUCAAACUCCCUGCAUGUGCCACAUGGAGAUUCUCAGCCCCUUAUGUCCCAUCUGCUGAAGCAAGUGUUCACUGGCUCCCUUUGGCAGAAAGUGGAAUGCCACGGCUCGCUGAAAGCCAAGCACAGGCAACUGCGCGCUCCUGAGGCACUUUUGAAGGCCCUCCCCCUUAGCUCCUUACCACAGUGUUAACAGCGAAAUACAUUAGAAUAGCCAAGGUGUGUGUCAUCCGUCCCAGUACCAGGUGAUCAUCUCCCAAAAGGUCAAAGGUGGUCAGUGGCCUGGAAGGCAGAGGGGGAGAACGUCUGGAUGGGUGAAGCAAGCCUCAGAGUCUCAGCUUGGUUUUCACCAGCUGGGAAUGGUUCUUCCCCAUCCAGCUGGCCUCUGUUAUGCCUGAAGAGAGCCCAACCCAGAAGCCAAGACAGAGCCUUCUUAUUCAGAAAUAGAAUAAGAGGAGAAAGGUGGCAAUUCCAAAAGGAGCCAAGUACCUGGGCACAAAGGGGCUCUUUGCACAUUGUUGCUGUAGCAGGUCCUACAAAUGAAAAGCUAAACUACAGUGCAGUCCUUAUAAACAGCUUGGACUGUUCUGGCUCUCAGA
This is a messenger RNA of Rhineura floridana, 6668 nucleotides long. RefSeq names its product intraflagellar transport 140 (gene IFT140). Bases 374 to 4777 code for a protein of 1467 amino acids. The transcript has 35 exons. Lineage: Eukaryota; Metazoa; Chordata; Lepidosauria; Squamata; Rhineuridae. The record is from RefSeq and is a predicted model, not a curated record. Gene Ontology annotation, molecular function: protein binding. Gene Ontology annotation, cellular component: axoneme; intraciliary transport particle A; ciliary basal body. Gene Ontology annotation, biological process: intraciliary retrograde transport.